Molecule: messenger RNA, 1713 nt
Organism: Linum tenue
Lineage: Eukaryota; Viridiplantae; Streptophyta; Magnoliopsida; Malpighiales; Linaceae
Source: the annotation of a GenBank genome assembly
UGUAUGAGUUACCCGACAGAAAGGACAGUUACUGCUUUCCCUCUUUUCCCCCUCUCCUCUCUUCUCCCGCUGUUUCUGUCUGUCUUCUUCUUCCUUCCCCACCUUUCUACUCACUUUUCCCUCUCUCAGCUUUCUCUCCGCGUAGACAGAGAUUCGCCAAUAAGAAAUCUCGCCCAUCUCCACCCAACAGAAACCUUAGCCGCAGAGACCAAAACUUUUGUUUCCUGGAGUUGGUGGUUACUUAGUAGGUGGAGCUGGUAGAAGGGCGUUUGAGGCGCUUGGAGGGCGGGAGCGCUGACCAUGGAAGCCAUCAAGAAGCAAGCUGCUAAGCUAAGAGAGCAAGUUGCCAAGCAGCAACAGGCAGUACUGAAACAUUUGGGACAUUUUGGACAAGAUUCUAUAGUUCUUGAUGAAGCUGAGCUGCAAUGUUACCAACAUCUACAAAACCUUUACAAUUCUACUAGGACAGCAAAGCAUUUACAGAAGAAUAUAGUUCGUGGAGUUGAAGGUUACAUUUCUGCGGGUUCGAAGGAAAUGGAGAUAGCAAGAAAGUUGGCUGCUGACUGUUGCAAAUAUGGAGAUGAUGGACAAUGCACAGAUCCUCAUGUUUCCAAAGCUGUUAGUCAAUUUGGUGCCUCGCACACUUCAAUGGAGGGUGAAAGAGAAACAUUGCUUGGGGUUCUUAGUGGUCAGGUUUCUGAGCCGCUCCGGGCGUUAAUAACUGGAGCCCCUCUGGAGGAUGCUCGUCACUUGGUGCACCGGUAUGACAAGCUUCGCCAGGAAGUUGAGGCUCAGGCUGCCGAUGUAAUGAGGCGUCGCUCAAAGACUAAGGAUUCUGAUAUAACUGCAGAGAAUUCCAUGAAGCUCCGAGCUGCUGAAACUAGGUUGACCGAGCUUAAAUCUAGUAUGGUGGCACUUGGGAGAGAAGCAACUGAUGCCAUGUCUUCGGUUGAAAAUCAACAGCAAGAGAUCACGAGUCAGCGGCUCUUUGCCAUGGUGGAUGCAGAGAGAUGCUAUCAUCAACAUGUUCUUGGUAUCCUAGAAAAGUUGCAUGCUGAGAUGACUUCAGAGGAGCAAUCCUAUGAGUCCACUUCACAAACAGUGGCUGCAGAGAAAGAAGCUAAUCUUCCAACUCAGCAGGAGUACAGUAUCACUAAUGGAACAACAGACGAUGCUACUAGCUUAAAGGAUGCACUAUUCAUAGCCAAGGUUGUACACCCAUUUGAUGCAGACGCAGAAGGGGAAUUGAGUCUAUCGGUCAAUGACUAUGUCAUAGUUCGGCAGGUGGCCCCUACGGGUUGGUCGGAAGGGGAAUGCAGAGGGAAGGCUGGAUGGUUCCCUUCCGCUUACGUGCAGAAAGAGGAGAAAGCACCUGCAAACAUGAUGUUGGAAACAGAGUCAUCGUCGAAGUCUUGAAUCCCAUAAAAAAAACCCAACAAGAAGAAGAGUCGGUGUACGAAAUGUCGGUUGUAUUGUAUAUGAUGUAUCUUAAUUUCUUCCCACACACCAUCAUGUGCUGGUGCUGUCCAAUCUCUGUAAUGUGUAUUAUUGUUGAUGGAAUGCUGGAACAAUAAUUGCAUCACUUGUAAGGCUCUGUAUGUAUUCUUUUAUAGAUACACGGGUUAGAAGAGAGGGAGAGACCAGUUUGAAACUGUAAAUUUACGGAAUUGAUUGCAGAAAUUUAGCUCAGUAUUCAUAAUGGCUUCUUACUUC